GAGGCGACGCCUGGCCUCCUCGUCUCCUAGGAAACGGGCCCCACUUCCGCUGAGCGAAGGGGGCGAUGGCGGCCGGGGAGCCGGGGGACUUGGGCGGCUACUACUUCAGAUUCCUGCCUCAGAAGACCUUCCAGUGUCUGAGCACCCCGGAGACCACCAGCCGGCUCCGCCAGUGGUCCAUGCUGGGCAGAGUGGCGGCGCAGGCGUUCGGCUUCGACCAGACGUUCCAGGCAUACCGCAAGGAUGACUUCGUCAUGGCUUUCUUCAAAGACCCAAAUGUUAUUCCCAAUUUGAAGUUACUUUCAGAUUCUUCUGGACAGUGGAUCACAUUGGCUGGCCCCCAGCCGGUCUCUGAAGACUGGAUCCACGCACUCCUGCUCAGACACAGUUCCUGUCUCCAGACACCCAUCAUGCCUCCCACAAGCCCGGCUCAGGACUGGAGUGAGGCAGCAGGUCCUGGCCGGACUCUGGGUGGACAGCCAAGGAGGAAAUGCGAUACUCGCCAGCGCUACUCUUCUCAAGCUCCAGCUCCUCCUUGCGUCGGAGACGAAGCACAUUUCUCUAGUUCCAGCCUUGUGAUGACUCCAUCAGGGCCUGGAACUGAAGUGAAAAAAAUUGAAGCUAUAAAUGUUCCUUGUACACAGCUUUCCAUGUCAUUUUUUAACCGGUUGUAUGAUGAAAAUAUUGUACGAGACAAUGGACAUAUUGUUAAAUGUUUGGACUCUUUUUGUGAUCCCUUUCCUGUUUCUGAUGAGUUACGAAAAGUGCUGCUCGUGGAAGACUCUGAGAAGUAUGACAUAUUCAGCCAACCCGACAGAGAGGAGUUUCUGUUCUGUCUUUUCAAACAUCUCUGCCUGGGCGGAGCCCUUUGUCAGUACGAGGACGUGCUUCCCCCGUAUCUGCAGACCACAAAGCUCCUCUACAAAGAUCUUGUGAGUGUUCGGAAGAAUCCUCAGACCAAGAAAAUACAAAUUACUUCUUCCGUCUUUAAAGUCACGGCAUAUGACUCCGCUGGCGUGUGCUACCCUUCGACCGAGAGUCACGAGCAGACCUUCUCUUACUUUAUUGUGGAUCCGAUCAAGCGUCAUGUUCAUGUUUUAUACCACUCUUACGGUGUGGGGGAAAUGUCCUAACACUGUUCUUUCAGAGUCUCUAUUUUGAUACUGUUUUAUAUACCAAUUUUUAAAUUUAAUGCCCAUUUAUAGGUAAACAUUUACUUUGCAAGUUAAUUCCAGUAAAAUACAGAGAACCUGCUUGGAGCAGAAGGAAACGAAUACCAAGGUACCUUCCUGUACGUGUAUCUGGAGCUGUAACGUACGGACCGAAUUCCAUCCCGAACACAGUCGACACUAGUGCAGUUGUGGAAUUUUUACAGAAAGUUAAAAAAACUAAAAAUCUAGUUCAUAUUUGUUGCAUUAAGAUUCACAUAAGUCCUCAAUUUUCCAUGUGUUUUGUUUUAGAAGCCAGUUAGUUGUGGGUUGAAAAUGUGGCGGGAAACCUGAGAUUGCUCUAUUGAUCAUUAAUAUGAACGGUUCGCUUUUUAAAUCUGAGUUUCAUUUCCUUACACUUCUUUAUUGCAUAAAGAUUUAUAUCUCUAGGGCUGUGAAGUGCCUCACAAUUCCUUUGCUUCAUUUGUCCCACUUAAGAUCCUUAAUAAAAAAGUAAUGUUGUGAAAGUCAUCGCCAACUCUGCCGUCACAUAACAGAGCUG
Messenger RNA from Lutra lutra (Eurasian river otter), 1710 nucleotides. RefSeq names its product cilia and flagella associated protein 300 (gene CFAP300). Lineage: Eukaryota; Metazoa; Chordata; Mammalia; Carnivora; Mustelidae. The transcript is spliced from 9 exons. The record is from RefSeq and is a predicted model, not a curated record. Bases 66 to 1133 code for a protein of 355 amino acids.